Molecule: messenger RNA, 1002 nt
Organism: Mesorhabditis spiculigera
Lineage: Eukaryota; Metazoa; Nematoda; Chromadorea; Rhabditida; Rhabditidae
Source: the annotation of a GenBank genome assembly
AUGCCUAUCGACUACGGGAGCAUUGAUAAGCGGGGCACGUAUUUGGAGCUUCCGCCUCUCACGAUGCCACAAAAUAGCUUCAACAAUUUUUUAUUCUAUUCAACGUAUACGUUGACAUGUUUGGAAGAUCGUGCUUGGUCUUUUGCGCUUGCCUUGGCGAUGCAAUCCUUGGGUGGAAUGAGACUUGUCUCGAUCCAACAAUUUGCUGAGGGGAUUGCAUGCAUAAUCUUGUCUGGAAUUAUUGGAAAACAUUGCGAUAAUGUUUCUAGAAAGAAAAGCAUCAUCCAGGUGGUGGCGAUGAAUAAUGCGCCGCUUAUUUUUGCAUGCUUAUGUUUUACAGUUUGCCUAUCACUCCGAGAAACCGGAUUUAAUUUGUUAUAUACACCAUUACUCGGCCUCGGGAUGGUGCUGAGCGCAAUUAAUCGAUUGGGUUUAAAUCAGGAGAAAAAUUGUUUGGCGAGGGAUUGGGUGGUGGUGCUUGCCAAAAGUGGGACACUUUCACGUUUAAAUGCUAUCCUAAUCUCGCUUGAUCAAUUGACGAAUGUAAUCACACCACUAAUUGCAGGGGCUCUUAUUUCUUUGUUGAGGCUCCAAACAACACUUGUGAUUCUUGGUAUCACUGGAUUAGCUACGAUGUUAUUAAAGGGCAUCGCACUAAUAGCACUCUUGAAACGAGAGCCAAGAUUGUUGGUGAAGGAGGUGAAGGGAGAGCUUGUUGUAAACCAUGAUGAUCCAUCAGUACCGGGCGUCCUGGCUACCUACUGGCAUCAAAAAAUAUUUUCCGCAGCUUUUGGCCUGGCCUUACUGUUUAUGACGGUUCUGAGCUUCGAUGGGUUAGCUCUGGGCUACGGGCAAUCCGCCGGACUUUCCGAUACAGUUUUGGGUGGCUUUAAGUCCUUCAGCUCACUCUGUGGGAUUUUGGGUGCAAUCAGCUAUGCUUUUGUUGAGCGCCAAAUUGGUGUCAGAAAAACGGGAUUCUUUGGAUUUACGAAAUAUUACUUU